CGCGCAAGUGAGUUUGUUUCCGGUCUCUCGUAUAUGUGAAACUCAUCUGAUCAGCCCAUGAGUGUUUGAAACGACGAGUUUGGAUUUACACACACAACUGCCUAACUUCAUUCUUUUAAAGGAUAAAGUACAAACGACUUGACUGCAAAGCGAUGGACUAAAAUUAACUAACGUACUUCGUGAAGUUUCGUUUUCGCAGCACAUAUGUGUGGAUGAAGAAGAAGAGAGAGUGUGUGUGUUUAUCGCCAUUGAACUACAGGUUUCUGUAAUGACUGGUUAGUGUGAGGAUAAUGGAAACGAAGGCACAGGUGUUAUAUGACUUCACGGCCGAGCCUGGAAAUAAUGAGCUGUCAAUUCGAGAGGGUGAGACAAUCACCAUUACCAAUCAGAAUGUUGGUGGAGGAUGGAUCGAGGCUCGAAAUUCCAGAGGAGAUGUCGGACUGGUACCAGAGGACUAUAUUGAGGUAAACAAGGCACAACUUACAAUCUCUGGAGGAAAUGCUGCUCCUCUCGACCUCUCGUUUUUCGACAGUCACAUGCCGACCCCGGCCAGCAGCGCACAGGUGGAUUUAGCUCAGGCGGAAACCCCAGUCACCCCAGUUACCCCGGUCUUCUCUUCCACCUCUCCUGAUGAGACGAGUAACGGUAAUGACCCAUGGGCAGUGUUUGACAAUAACGCCUCUGGGGGAUUUUCAAACAACUGGGCGGCUCAACCAGAGGGCACAGAGACGGGCAAAAACAGCAGUAAUGCAUGGCAAUCUGGGGGACACGGACAUCCACAGGCCUAUCAGGGUCCAGAUAUUUAUCCAUACCCAUGUCUUAUCGACCUCUCAGGUGCAGAAGACGAUGAAUGGGAUGAGGAAUGGGAUGACGUGAAGUCAUCGGGGGGCUACAAUGAAUCUGAGGCUGGAGAGGGCGGAGGCCUUAACAGGGGCGGAGCUCAUGGUACAUCUAUGAAAAUUGCCCUCAACAAAUUUCCUGGUUUCUCUAAAACAGGUCCUGAUUUGUAUCUCCUGUCCAAACAGCCCGCCAAAGGAACCAAGUUGCCUGUUUAUAUAGGAGAAGUGGGCCCAGUUUGGUCAUAUCCAGAGACUCAGUUGGACUGUGUUGUAGCCGACCCCAAAAAGGGCACCAAAAUGUACGGCCUGAAAAGCUACAUUGAGUACCAAGUCACGCCCACCACAACAAACAAGCCUGUCAAUCACAGAUACAAGCAUUUCGAUUGGUUAUACGAAAGACUUUUGGAUAAAUUCGGCUCGGCUAUACCGAUUCCCAACCUACCUGACAAGCAAGUGACAGGGCGAUUUGAGGAGGAGUUCAUAAAAAUGCGCAUGGAAAGGCUUCAGGGCUGGAUGUCAAGAAUGUGCCGGCAUCCGGUCGUCUCCUGCAGUGAAGUCUUUCAGCUCUUUAUCUCCUACAAAGAUGAAAAGGACUGGAAGACGGGUAAGAGACGAGCCGAGAAAGACGAGACCGUCGGCGUGAUGAUCUUCUCCACAAUCGAGCCCGAGGGAGCACCGGACCUGGACCUGGACAAGGUAGAGCAGAAGUGUGAGCAGUUCAGCCGUUUCACCAAGGCGAUGGAUGACGGGGUGAAAGAUUUGCUGAAUGUAGGGAACGAACACUGGAAACGCUGUACAGGUCCCUUGCCAAAGGAAUAUCAGCGGAUUGGCAAAGCUUUUCAGAAUCUGUCGUCCGUGUUCAACAGCAGUGGAUAUGAAGGUGAAGCCACACUGACUGAUGCACUGACGGCUGCAGGAAAGACCUACGAGGAGAUCGCUCAGAUGGUAGCAGAGCAGCCGAGGAAAGACCUUCACUUCCUUAUGGAAACCAACAAUGAGUACAAAGGUCUGCUGGGAUGCUUCCCUGAUACUAUUGGAGUUCACAAGGCUGCUAUUGAGAAAGUUAAAGAAGCGGAUAAACUAGUGGCCACCAGUAAAAUCACCGCGUCAGAAAAAGUCACCAUGACUAAACGUGUCAGCGUUAUGUCUUACGCUCUUCAAGCCGAGAUGAACCACUUCCAUAGCAACCGUAUCUAUGACUACAAUCAUGUGAUGCAGCAGUACUUGGAACAACAAGUGAAAUUCUAUGAGACGAUCGCAGAGAAACUGCGGCACGCACACAGUCAGUUCACUAUGAUGUAAGGAUGUGGGUUGAGCUUCUGAAAACUGCCUCACUUUUCUGUUAUUUUCCCUUAUUAUAUUUCUGUCGCCUCUUUUCUCUGUGUUAUUUGUGUCACAUUGUCAGUGCCAUUAAAAGAUCUCAUCAAUCUCAGGCCAAAGAUAGAGUUUAGUGCAAAGUGUUUUAAAAAUAAGCAGCUAUAGAUUUUCUCUAAAACUAAAUCAGAUGUGGGUGAGGGCUUAAUUCUUGUAAUAAUCUCAUAUUGAUUUAUGAAUUCAUCACUUUUUGUUCCAAUAGUCAGUUGUGUGUCUCUUUUUCGGUGUUAGACAGUAUGAAGCACUGUAAAUUACUUUUAAGCAGAUGGCCUUAAUAUACAUGCCUGUUCAUUUUCUAGCAUUUAACCUCUGAGGCCAAGCCUACAUUCACUGUGCCUUUUUUUGUACGUUGUAUGCAAGAAAAACAUGCUUUUUAUCCACCGCACUUUACUACGCCGCAUCAAUUGCAUUAUUCUGUUUGUAGUUUGUAAUGGCCAGAACAACAUGAAGAUAGUUUUCAAUGAUAGGUUUUGGAGAUGCAGGAGGGCUGGUCCUUUUUCUCAUUACAAAUUAUAUUCAGACAAUAAGCACUGUUAUUUCUCUCGCUUCUCAAAGCCAAAUUACGGAGCUCAGCAUGUAAAAAAAAAAUUAUUCUUCCACCUCAAUUAUCACAAAUUUAUUAUCCUGUAAUAUUGAAUUUAUACUCCGAUGCAUGUUCUCCAGUUGUUCGUAUAUUUUUAUGUAUAGCAGUGUUUGCAAGACUUUUGCACACAGAAUGAUAUAAAUAUAAGAUUGUGAAUUAAUAAAUCCAGAUUUGUACUCAAA
This is a messenger RNA of Paramisgurnus dabryanus, 2978 nucleotides long. RefSeq names its product sorting nexin 9b (gene snx9b). The record is from RefSeq and is a predicted model, not a curated record. Gene Ontology annotation, molecular function: phosphatidylinositol binding; protein binding. Gene Ontology annotation, biological process: plasma membrane tubulation; endosomal transport; intracellular protein transport. Gene Ontology annotation, cellular component: plasma membrane; cytoplasmic vesicle. NCBI's taxonomy places the organism in Eukaryota, Metazoa, Chordata, Actinopteri, Cypriniformes, Cobitidae.